AUGAGCUCCUGGAUUAACGAGGCCGCUGCCGUCCAAAACCACAAUGGCAACGGCUUCCCACACAUGAACGACCCGAAUAACAUGGGUGUAGGCGGAGGAAUCGGCGCUGGUCCGGGUGGCAUGAUGGAUCCCUCGGCCUUUAUGGCAAAUGCUGCCCAGUUCAACCACGUUGCUGCUGGCCAGUUUAACCCUCAACAGAUGGCUGCUGCUAUGCAGAAUGGCCCUAUGCGCAAUGCCUCGCCUUCCUUCUCGAAUCCCGCAUAUCAAACUAACCCAGUCAUCCCCUCGAAACGACCUCGACCUAGAGAAGAUAGCAUUGGCGCGUCUCCGCGACAGAAUCCCGGCAUGCUGCCGACAUCGCGCGCAGACACGCCUCAACAAUCACCUUUUCCGGGCUUCCAGCCAAAUGCGAUGCAGCCGCAAAAUCAUAAUCAACCGCAACAUUAUCCCCAUUUACAACCCAAUGGCUCGACGAACGCGUCUCCAUCACCCGUAAUGGCUGGCAACCAGCUGCGUCCGGGAAGCGUGCCGCAACGCGUCAAUACCGCGUCGCCGCAUCCUUUCUCCCCAGCUUCUCAGCAAUUUGGUCCUCAAGCAUCGCCAGUUCCAUCAGAUCAUAGCGGCACACCUCAGCCGGGCAUGUUCAUGAACCCGCAGAAUUUCCCGCAAGGUUUCAAUCCGGGCUAUACACCCGGCGCGUCGCCUGCCAGGCCACCCUCGGCCCAGAACCCCAUGGCGCAACACAUGAUGCCUCCGUCUAUGGGACAAAUGCCACAACAGAUGCCUCAGAUGCACCCGAGCCAGAUGGUCACGCAACAAAUGCAGCAGAUGCAACAAAUGCAAGCGGCGCAAGGACGUGGCGCGAUGGACCAGCAGAAGAUGCUAUACCACAUGCGUCUGCAACAACAGCUUCAGCAGGGCGGUAUGCCGAUGGCAGCGCAGAUGCAGGCCCAGAAUAUGGCUCAAGGCCGAGGCAUGAUUCCUAAGCAAGGAAUGCCAAUGCAGAACGGCCAGAUGCCACCUGGUGUUAUGCAUGCUCAGCAGGCUUCGCAAAUACAACGAGCUAAUAACCCGGAAGCGUUCGUGAAAAAUCUGACGGCGUUUAUGAAUAUGAGACAACUUCCCUUGGAUACAAAUCCCGUUAUUGAAGGCCGACCCUUACAUCUACUUCAACUGUUCCAGAAUGUUUCCAAAUAUGGCGGAUAUAGGAACGUGACCGGCCGCAACCUUUGGACGCAGGUCGCCGCGUCGGUUGGCCUUAAUCCACAACAAAUCCCUUCGGCCCCCGCCCAAAUACGAGGCAUAUAUGAACAAAACCUGUUAAAGUUCGAGGAGUUCUGGACAAUGCAGCAAAGAAGUCAGCAUAUUAAGCAGCAAGUAGGCGGAUCAGCGGGUAUGCCUGGCAUGCCGGGUCAAGGCGUACCGCAGAGAAUGGGCCAGCUACCUCAUGGACAGCCCAUGCAGACUGGACAAGUCCCGCAGAUGCAACAACCACAUGUACAAACACCUAUUAAACAGAUGCCACCUGCAAUGCAGCAGGCUAGCGUCAACGGGUUUUCGACACCACAACAGCCACGGAUAAAUCAGCAGCAACCCAAUGCAAACCAAGCACACGUAAGAAAUAGUAUAUCACGAAACAUGGAUGCCAGGCAGCCGAGCGGUGAUUUUUCUGUUCAGUCUCCCGCAUCAACCGGUAAGAAUGGGAGUAUAUCGGUACAACCCAUAGCUCAGCAGGUGGAUAGUGCACAUACGAAUGGUACCACGGCCAGCUUGCCUUUUCCAGGACCUUUCGCAACAGAUCAAAACGAAUACGCACCCUGUUCUCGGGAGUUACUGCCGGGCUUGUAUGGCGGCUUUGAUCUUGAGUCGAUACGAAAAUUAGGGAACGAUUUGGAAAAAUGGAGGCCAGAUGUUCCGCAACCUCAGGAGCUUGGCAAUAUUGAUCUCCACGCUCUUACGAAAAGUCUACAAUGUGGUAUACAUGGAGAGGUACGAUUAGCUCUCGAUGUUCUAGGCUCCGUGUCGCGCGCUGCGGAGUAUAUACCAAACCUGUCGAUCGACUUGAGAGCUUGCGACGAUUUGGUGGAAUGUCUCAUAGAUUGUGCAGAAGAACAAGUCGACCUCCUCGCAGACAAGGCAGAUCCAGUGUCAGAUGAGAUCGACCUGACGUCCUACGAGGAUGUCAUGCGGAGCUGCCGCCUCGAAGCCAUCAGCCUUCGCAAGCCUCAUGUGUUGGGAGACGCUGAAUACGAGCUUGAACACGCUGCUGAUCGUCUGCUGGCAAUAACUACCAUACUACGGAACUUUUCCUUCAUAGAAGCGAACCAAGCAAUCCUUGCUGACGAAAUUGUAGUCAAGUUCCUUUGCAGUACGAUACGAUCUUUAGGUACGCAUGAUAACUUGCUGCGAGCCCCAAGGAAUACGCUCGAUUUCAUGAAAGAUGUUAUAGUUUUGCUGUCGAAUAUUGCCAGCUCGGUUGAGAUACCUGGUCGCGAACAGGCACUUUGUCUACUCCAAUUUCUUCUUGCCUUCGCACCGUCCCCAGGCCCUUCCCUAACGACAGAGCGGGUGGUCUUUUCGCCAUAUGAGCCUUCACUUCACCCUUACCUGCCACACGCAGUAGACUCAUUAGCUAAACUUUUGGCGCGCGACGAACCGAAUAGAACGCACUAUAAGAUUAUCUUCGCAUCUGACGCCGCCGCCUCGCCUCCUUAUGAGCUUCUCACGCGGACUUUCGGCCUAGCGGUCUGCCCCGUUCCAGACCAAAACAAGGAAAGCCGUCCGGCAAAUCUACCAUCCUUUGUCGAGGCACGAAAGGCAUUGUUAAUGCAAGGGUUACUUGCCGCAGAUAUUAUCGCGCAGCUAGCACCAGGUUAUGAGUCCGGGGUAACGCGCGCUUGGCUAUCGUCUGGGGAAGGUUUUGCGCAGAACCUUUUCCGUCUUAUUCGUACGCUCUGUACACAAGCGGAGCCGACACCCCGCAUAAGCGGCAACCCCAGAGCUCAACCACGCGAGGACAUGGAUAUCCUGUAUAUUAUUACGUGCGGUGUCUCUACCCUCAGGAAGCUAAGUGAGAAGGCAAGAGAUCCAAAUAAUCCGGCCAGCAUCCCAGCAAACGCUCUUCCCACAAGAGAAAGCCUCUUCGGGGCGUUGCAAAGUCUCAAGAGCCCUAAGUGGACAUUUCUACUAAAUCAACUGAGUACAUAUGCUGGAUUGGAAAGCUGA
Daldinia caldariorum is the source of this 3225-nucleotide messenger RNA. RefSeq lists its product as uncharacterized. Gene Ontology annotation, biological process: regulation of transcription by RNA polymerase II. The record is from RefSeq and is a predicted model, not a curated record. The transcript has a single exon. Bases 1 to 3225 code for a protein of 1074 amino acids. Lineage: Eukaryota; Fungi; Ascomycota; Sordariomycetes; Xylariales; Hypoxylaceae. Gene Ontology annotation, molecular function: transcription cis-regulatory region binding. Gene Ontology annotation, cellular component: SWI/SNF complex; nucleus.